This is a messenger RNA of Chionomys nivalis (European snow vole), 752 nucleotides long. RefSeq names its product C-type lectin domain family 2 member E-like. Lineage: Eukaryota; Metazoa; Chordata; Mammalia; Rodentia; Cricetidae. The record is from RefSeq and is a predicted model, not a curated record. Gene Ontology annotation, cellular component: external side of plasma membrane. The transcript has 6 exons. The coding region runs from base 1 to 684 and encodes 227 amino acids.
AUGCCUGCUAUAGAGGCUGAAGAGACUCCCAUGAACAUACUAAAAACAGAAACAUCUACCCCAGACCACCAACGAGAGGGAGACAUGGGUAAAAAACAGCAAGGAAAAUGUCUCAGAAAGAGCCCCACCCAGCCUCGUGUUAAGCUUUACUGCUGCUAUGCAGUGAUCAUGGCCCUCACUGUAGCUGUGAUUGCACUUUCUUUUGCUUUGUCAGGAUUUAGAAGCUCUUCAGGAGAAAAGUGUUCUGGUCCUAUAAAGGAUAAAAAUGUUGAAGUGAAAAAGGAAAAUGCAGUCACUUCAACUCCUGCACCAUGCUUUGCCACUUGUCCAAAUGACUGGAUUGCAUAUGGAAGCAAAUGUAUUUAUUUUUCUGACGUUGAGAGAAAUUGGACAUUAAGCCAGAACUACUGCAUGGCACAUGAGGCCCAACUAGCUGGAUUUGAAACUCUGGAGGAGUUGAAUUUCCUGAAGACAUAUGCGUGGAAAUUUCAGUACUGGAUUGGCUUGCACAGAGAAUCAUUACAACACCCUUGGAAGUGGACAAACAACACUGAAUAUAAUAACUUGGAACCUGUCCUAGGAGAUGACAACUGGGCCGUACUGUCUACAGAUGAGAUCUCCAGUAACAAGAGCUUCGUAGAAAAAUACUGUAUUUGUAGCAAACCCAACAGCUAUACAUAUUAGUAUUCAGUGCCUAGUAAUUUUUAUCUAAGGUAGAGAAAUUGUCAAAGUAUUUGUGAAAAACCUGUUAU